UUGUGGACUCGUGGUGCUGGCUGCCGCUGUUGAGGCGGCCGGGAACGGGCGGUGGGGAGCGGGCGGAGCUGGCCCUGCCUCUGCCUGGCCGGCGCCGCAGUCGGCGCGGGCCGCGCCCGCCGCCGUAAACUGCCCUGAGCGCCUGCUCAGGCCGAGGGAGAAGUCGGGGCCUGCACCUGGAGGGAGCCUGCCGCGCUGGCCCCGAGGAGGGGGCGUUGCCAUGGCGACAGCCUCUCCCGCUGCUGACGGGGGGCGGGGGCGGCCCUGGGAAGGAGGGCUGGUCUCCUGGCCCCCUGCUCCUCCCCUUACAAUUCCCUGGACUUGGAUGGGCCCGAGUUGGGGGCAACACCCCGGGGUGGGUGAUGCGGCGAGGCCCCCCCAGAUUGGGCCCUGGUAAUGCAUGCGGGGUGAGGGUCGCGGCGCGCAGUUUGUGCAGCCUGGGGUGCUGGCCCAUGUGCUCACCCUGGAUGCAUGGUCUACUGAGAAACGUUUAGGCGGAGAAGGAGAGGGGCAGGGCUUUGAAAGACAGGCUGGGUGAGGUGAUUAAGCAUGCUGACUUCCUACCUGGGAUUGCUUAGGAGGAGGAAGAGAGCUUUGACCAAAGAGGAUAGAAAGCUAGCAAGGAGAUGGUAGAGAGAACAUUCCCUUUACCCUCUCCCCAACACACACACACACAGACACACAAGCUUAGCAGUUUACUUCUUUUUGUAAAUCUGUUGCGGUGGUCGUAGUUACGGUGGAAGGAUUGAAUAAGGGGCCUAACUUGGCUAGCUUUCUGUUUGCUUUUCCUGCAAAUGCUCCAGCAACAGGUGUUUUCUUAAAACAAAAAGGCAUGAACUUGGAUUGGGGCUUGAUUGCGAGUUCUUGCAAAAUAUAACUGCUCCUUGUUGACUUGGAAGAUGCUGAACGUGGCUUCUCAUUGGGGGUUUGGAUUCUGUCCUUAGGGCUGGAUUUUGUAAACUGAUGGUACCCAUCAUUCCCUCUGCUGUAGGUCUCUGGCCACUUCUCUGGUAUUAGUUCUUGUCAGACAUUUUAUCAGUCUCCCAGGCGAAGGGCAAAAAACCAGGAAUCCCAUUGGCUAAAGACCGUACACUAUUUGAACGAUAGUAGGUUGUGAUUGGCUGAAUGAUUUUUGAUUGUAGAGUUUCUACCAGAAAUUGGCUUCAUCAAAUUCUGCUUUAUUCUGACUUUAUCAUACACAGCAUGCCUUGUUUUGGUGGGUUCAUGCCUGGAGCUUAAGUAUAUUAUACCUGAAUCCCCUAGCAUUUGAAAGCCAAUUUAUAAACAGGGACUUGGAGUGUGACUUCACUAAUGUGUGUGUCUGUGAUCUUGGUUAGAAACCCACUUGGCUGCCUUUCGUGGGGGGAGUUGGGGGAGGUAGCUGCCGGGAAGUGAUUGAUAAGGUUUCCUUUAUGGAUUCUGUGGUGCUUCACUGGAGCUCAGAGCACUUUGGCAACUUAAGCACUCCAAAUUAAAAGCUCAUUAACAAUUCCUGCCCAAAGAUCCUGUAAAUAAUCGGCUAGCUAGGUCAUAGAGCUUGGCUGAGAGCUCUCCUGGCAACUUGAAAUUUCCAAAUAAAAGUGCUUUUAUUCCCUUUCAUUUUGAAAAGUGUUUUCUUUGCGGUGGGGUAGGUUGGCGAGUGGCAUUUUUCCAGGGGAUCUGAGUAGAAUAAAGUGUUAAAUGUGUAGAGUGGUAGAAGGAAUAGAUUGGUUCCAAACCUAGGUGUUUCUUUGUGCAAGGGCGUUGCUAGCUUACAAGGGCACUUCUGCAACUUCUAAUCCUUUUGAAGAUCUGAUGAGUAAAAGGUGCAAGAUUUAAGUGAUCUGAAGAGAAACCGGAGUAUGGAAAAUCUGAAUUAAGUGAUAAAUAUGAUAGGUGUCCAUUGAUGAUUUGAUUUGGGGUUUGAUUACCUUGACUUUUUUAGAACUUGAGGCAGACCUAGAUAUAUCCUGCAAGUGUUUCCUGGUCUGUGUGGCCAUUUGCAGUAUGGCCUGUGGCUUUGUGGCAACCAGUGUUUCCCCCAAUCCCUGCUUCAGUGCCUGAGUUCUGAAUAUUGUCAGCCUUUACUAGUAUCCCCUCCUUGGCUAGACUAGGAUUCGGGAUUAUCCAGAGAGCCACGACUUCAUGGCCAUCUCUCUCAGUCCAAGCUCAGAUAUUGUAAAUAUUUAGUAUUUCUAGGAGAUAAACCUCCUUAGGAAGAAAAGUAUGCCACUAGAGAAGAUGAAAUUCAUCAUUGCAAAAAUAUGUUGACCAUUGAAAAAACGCAGAGGUUAGGGUAACCGACUCCCCACACAGUUGAAAAUCUGCUUAUAACUUUUGACUCCCCCAAAACGUAACUACUAAUAGCAUUGACCAGAAGCCUUACUGAUGACAUAAGCAGUUGAUUAACACAUAUUUUGUAUGUUAUGUGUAUAUCUACUUAUAUUUAAUGCAUUCAUGACAUCCUAACUUUUUCUUAAUUCUUUUGGUAUUUCUAGGCUAUGUGGUUUAUCUGCGGGCUUUUUCAAAUUGUCACAAAUCUCCAAAAAAAAUCUCCCAAUAUAUUUAUUUAUUGAGAAACAUCUGCACAUAAGAAGUGGACCUGCGCAGUUCAAAUCUUUGCUGUUCAAAGGUCACCUGUAGUACUAGUAGCUUCUGAAAGCCCUGUCCUGGCACUGUGCUUUCACAUAGAUAACUGUUAUCCCAAAGUAGUUUGAGUUUAGGAGUUUGAAGUAUAGUGUGAUCUUUAAGUUGUUUCAAACAGUAUUGAAAUAGAGUUGUUGCAGAGAUCUGUAUUUAUCCACAGCAUUGGGGCUUUCCAGCUCUCACAGAACCUUCAGCAUCCCCAGCGGCCAGUCUUGGCAUCUUCGAAGUAAGGAGAGGCUCCCCUGGCCUGUAUGUGGAUAUUAAAGGAUGGCCCCCUCCCUUCGCCCUUCCUUCCCCCCUCCAGUAAUGGAAGGCUAUAAAAUGUCUAUUUACCCAAGACGCCAGAAUGACUCCUCUGUGGUUCCACUAAUCUGGUGAUUUGGUGCUUCCCUGGUCUCUCAGUUUUAGAUGCUUCUGGAUGUUCAAUGCUAGCACCUUUACAGACUGGAGCAGCUCGAUUUUCUUCAUAUUUACUUUCAAGAGCAAGAAAAGUGCUGGGCUCCCACUUAUUUUCUCCCUGUGGUGUUCCGGAGUUCUGCUCCAUAUCCACCAGAAAGCUGGCGGCCCACAGCUUUGGCGCAUCCAUGGCGGCAAUGAUGUCCUUCCCUCCCCAGAGGUAUCACUACUUUUUAGUGCUGGACUUUGAGGCCACGUGUGACAAGCCGCAGAUUCAUCCUCAGGAAAUCAUCGAGUUCCCCAUCCUGAAGCUAAAUGGCCGGACCAUGGAGAUUGAGUCUACCUUUCACAUGUAUGUCCAGCCCGUAGUCCAUCCACAGCUUACUCCUUUCUGUACAGAGCUCACCGGGAUUAUUCAAGCCAUGGUGGAUGGUCAGCCAAGCCUGCAGCAAGUGCUGGAGCUCCUCCAGGAGGUGCGGCCAGCCCGCCUGCCCCACUGCAGCUUGCCGCUGGAUGCAUCGUGCCUGUCAGGGGUGCAGAGGCUGCGCUGGAGGGUCGAUGAGUGGAUGGCGAAGGAAGGCCUCUUAGAUCCAAACGUCAAGUCAAUUUUUGUCACCUGUGGAGACUGGGACUUAAAAGUCAUGCUCCCGGGCCAGUGCCAGUACUUGGGCUUGCCAGUGGCAGAUUACUUCAAGCAGUGGAUUAAUCUGAAAAAGGCUUACAGCUUCGCCAUGGGCUGCUGGCCCAAGAAUGGACUUCUAGACAUGAACAAGGGCCUCAGCCUGCAACACAUAGGCCGGCCCCACAGCGGCAUUGAUGACUGCAAGAACAUCGCCAACAUCAUGAAGACACUCGCAUACCGAGGCUUCAUCUUCAAGCAGACAUCAAAGCCGUUCUGACUGGCCGAGGAUGGGAUGGGGCAGGACAGGGUAGCUGCUUGGCCCAGCCCAAAACCCUCCUCUCCCUCACCAGAGGGGCAAAGGGAGAGUGGCACAGCUCUACGUCCAGAGUGUCCCCCAGCCCGCCCUGUGGGCUUGUGUCCUGGGUAAGGCUUGGCCACUUGGCCCCUCUGGAACAGACACUUUGUGCCCCCUACCCCCUCCCCUCAACCUCAGCCCAGCAUCAGGCCCUCCCAUUGUGGGCCUGGGCUGGGGGACCUCCUCCUCACUGUCUCCUCCCAGUACAGGCUUCUUGCUGGGGCCACCGAGCCCCCCUGUGCCCCCUCCCAUCUGUAGUGCAUGGUGUGUGGUGCCCCCAGGGCUCCAGGACAGAUCAGGCCCCACCUUGUGUCUACCCCCAUCCCCGCUGUGAACGUGCCACUGAAUAAAGUCGGGGAAACGAG
Molecule: messenger RNA, 4363 nt
Organism: Orcinus orca (killer whale)
Lineage: Eukaryota; Metazoa; Chordata; Mammalia; Artiodactyla; Delphinidae
Gene: ERI3
Product: ERI1 exoribonuclease family member 3
Exons: 10
Coding region: 3051-3920 (289 amino acids)
Biological process (GO): exonucleolytic trimming to generate mature 3'-end of 5.8S rRNA from tricistronic rRNA transcript (SSU-rRNA, 5.8S rRNA, LSU-rRNA)
Molecular function (GO): 3'-5'-RNA exonuclease activity; nucleic acid binding
Source: RefSeq, a predicted model, not a curated record